Messenger RNA from Bacillus rossius redtenbacheri, 2106 nucleotides. RefSeq names its product protein snakeskin (gene Ssk). Gene Ontology annotation, cellular component: plasma membrane. Bases 192 to 668 code for a protein of 158 amino acids. The record is from RefSeq and is a predicted model, not a curated record. Gene Ontology annotation, biological process: septate junction assembly. NCBI's taxonomy places the organism in Eukaryota, Metazoa, Arthropoda, Insecta, Phasmatodea, Bacillidae. The transcript has 3 exons.
AGAGAGAGAGAUAGCGGCGGAGUUAUCGCCACGGGCACGCAGGCGACCAGAUAACAGGUGGAUCGACAACCACGGGAGGGGGAUCACGCCCUGAUAGCGCCGACGAACCUCUGUCGCCAGAGUCGUCGUUCCUCGUGUCGGCGGUGCGCAGAUCUCUGCCCUCGGGUCCGAACCAGAAGACCGCCGUCGCCAUGGCUAACAUAGAGACGAUCGCCACCAUCUUCUUGAAGGUGCUGAAAGUGGUGAUGAUCAUCAUCAUCCUGGUGCUGUACCGCACGGGCUACGACGGCCGCUUCCUCGGCGUGGGCGGCACGUGGAACCUGAACGAGGAGAAGAACCCCGACACCGAGAUCAUCGCCUCCGGCGUGUUCGUCGGCUACAUCAUCUACACGCUGGCCGUCGUCGUGUCCUACUGCUUCGGCACCACCGAGCAGAAGAAGACUCUGGUGGACGUGAUCAUGAACGUGACGGGCUGCAUCAUGUUCAUCGCCGUGGGUGGCACGGCGCUGCACUACUGGCACGGCUACAUGCCCGAGAACAAGUUCCUGUCCUUCUCGUCGGAGCGCGAGGUGGGGCUGGCGCUGGGCAGCCUGUGCGUGCUCACGGGCGCCGUCUUCCUGCUCGACACGGUGCUCUCCUUCAUCCACUUCUCCAAGGCGCAGGAGUAGCGGAGCUCGCUCCGUCCGCCCGCGACCUCCUUGGCGGCAUAGAGUGACGACGUCGUAGACCCGCCUCCUUUCUACCGCGCGCGGCACAACAUUCUAACCAUGCAUUUCAACGUAACAUGUUGGGACUAUCAGUUACAUAAAUUUAACAUCAUAUUGACUGAAAGAAAACAACAAGAAUUCAAAAGUGUUCAUAUUUUAUAUAACUUUUUUUUUAUCCUUACGAGUUGUUAACUUACUUAUUUUAUGCAACAUAACCUAAAUAUUGUGCUCUUUUUCGUAGUGCAGUGUUGUGCAUCUUUAAAGCAUUUUAACAUAUGAAAAGGAUAGCUGCAAUUUUUACGGCUUUUUUUUUUACGUUUAGUAGUCCGAGCAAUUUGAUUGAUGUUACGCACUCAAUUUCAUAUACUUAUAGACAAAUGUAUGCUCUUUGUACUAACGUUUUUGGCCCCAUGGUGAACACAUCAGCAACAACAAAUUGGUGACUGAAAAAUAACUUAAAACAAAAAACUUACUACUUUUUAAAAGAUAAAAAUAAUAAUAAAAUUAAUUUACUAAUUGGGAUAGAAUGAAAAUAUACCUCCUUUAAAAAUAAAAAGUAACUGUGUGUUAAUCACAAUCAAACUUGGGAUCAAUAAUGUGAUCAAGCGCACAGUUUCUUCUCCAGUAUGAUUUCUAACAUACUGAGUGUUUAGUACUCAUGCCAUCCAAGUGACGGUAACUUAAUUUAAGGAGUGAACACGCCAUUUGAAAGUUUUUGAGCCAUUCAAAUAUGUACAAGAUUUUUUUUAAUAGUAAUAAUACACUACUAUGACAAAAUAUAACGAACAUUUACUUCCAAGAUAUUUUAAAAUAAAGAAAAUAUAUUUUAAGCCAAAUUGAAGUAGAAAUAGAGAAACACCAAAGAAAAAAUAGUUUUAAAACAUAAUAACAUGACAUAUAAAUGUAAUUUUUUGCUAUAACGAACUCUUUAUGUACUAUUUAAGACUUAUGUAUUAAAAAAUACAUAAGUAUUGCCAGGUUAAGUUUUUUAUAUGUACUUUUGUAAUUCGUAUUAAGUUUAAGCACCAAGCGAAACUUAAAAUCAUAGAUGAUUAUAUUUUUUUGUGUGAAAUUUUCCUGCGUGGAUGCAUUUAUUAUUAAAAUAAAUAAUCAUAUUGCAUGAAAAUUUAAGUAGUUGCCAACUUUAGACAUUUAUAGUUUAUUUGGAUAAAGAAUAUAUUAAUGUUAUUUAUUUUAGAGAUCUCUACAAAACAAAUCAAAUAAUAAAUACUAUUCUUCUGUUUUUUUUUUGUUGUUUUAGUUUUAGUGCUAUUUAGUACGAAGUAAAUGUCACGUUUAAAACAAAAUCUAUGUAUUUUCAUACAUUUAAAGUGUUUAUGAAAACUUAAAUUUGUUGUCUUAAUUUUUUAAUAAAAUAAUUAAACACAUUUUAAGUGCA